Molecule: messenger RNA, 2184 nt
Organism: Bipolaris sorokiniana ND90Pr
Lineage: Eukaryota; Fungi; Ascomycota; Dothideomycetes; Pleosporales; Pleosporaceae
Exons: 2
Coding region: 1-2184 (727 amino acids)
Source: RefSeq, a predicted model, not a curated record
AUGGCGUCACGUCGUGCCACUGCUGCCCCUGGUGAGCCACAGUACGCUGCAGGGGUGUCGCAGGCGACUCCCGAGUCUUUCAACUUGUCAGAAGAGAAUCAUCGCCUGCUGGAUGCGGAUUUUGAUGCCUUUUUUGACCUUCCUGCGGAUACACUAGAGAGCUUGCUUCAGCCUGUGCGGGAUGAGUUUCGGGAGGUGAUCGAGGUUCCUACUACGCCUGCUCCUGGUUCUGCUCCAACUCCUAUCCCUAUUCCCACUGUUUCUGCUCCUGCUAAGUAUUCACCGGAGGCAUCCGGUACGUGGUCGCAGCCAGAAAAUGCAGCACUGCUGGGUAUGGGUUCUGGCGACCUAUCCGAUUUUCCCAAUUUCUUUACCAAAUUCGUACCAGCUCCGAUUGAUAAUGGAAGAGGAAGAGGAGGAAGUGCAGGGCUCAAUGUGAAAUUCAACUCCAACGGUCUCGACACUACCUUGAGUGAGCCUUUCAACUUUCUCGGCGAAGAUGGAUUCGAUUUCCAGAACAGCGGAUUUCUGCCCGCUGCAAACAACUUGGACAUUCAGGCAUCGCUUCAGCCGGUUCAAGGGCUGCAGUCGAAUGGCGGCGGUGUCAUGACCAACCUCCAUGGCAGUGAACAGAACGCCUACAACGGAUCCUCGACUGCGCCUGAUCCCUAUGGCUUUAUCCAGAAUGGUCAGAAUGGGUUCUCGGUAGGUCCACAGAACUAUGGUGGUGGCCAGAACAUCAGGAACGAGGCCCCGACACUGCCACAGAACUACAAUGUCGGCUAUCAAGUGAAGAAUGAGGUCUCGCCACACGCAAACGACUUCGUCUUUGUUCAGAACGACAGGAACGAUAUUUCGGCACAACCACGAAACAACUUUGACCAGGUUGCGAAUGUGAGCGGAUAUGGCACGCAGGCGGUUCCAUACACUUUCUUGGACAGCGAGCAUGCGUCGCAGGCGACUCCCCACAGCGAGGGAAGCAAUGUAUUCGACUAUGUCCAUGUCGAGGAAGCCGGUCCAGUCAACCCUGUCCGGCCAGGAAACCCACCACCACAUGCAGACAACCUCGGGCAACCAGGUAUGGAUGCUAUUUACCAACAGUUCAUGAACAGUCAGUGUUUCCAGCGGUCUGGACCUGCUCCUACGAUUCCAGCCCCAGCAUCCGUCUCCGCGCCAAGGCGGAAUCCAGCAUCAGCAUCUGUUCCUGCACCAAGGCGAAAUCGAGCUCCAGCAUCCGUUCCCGCAUCAAGGCGAAAUACAGCUUCGGCUCCAGUUUCUGCAUCCGCUGAUUUCCUUCCUACUACUAUGGCUGCUCCUGCUCUUCCUGCUGCCACUGCUUAUACAGUACCUCCACCUGUUGUUGCAACCAACACCUCCACCGGCACCACUGCGCCUCCUGUACCCGCACCCAUGUUGAGCAAUGCCAACAAUGUACUGCUAACGGCACAAACCUACAUCCCACUCAUCAACGACCGCAUUCUCCCCCUUAAUCCAAACGGACCCAGACCGAUAUAUCCCGCAUUUAGCAACCACUUCACCACAGGAGAAGCUGCAAAGCGCUACCGCAAACGCUCACGCGGAAUGGUCAAGAAUCAAGCACCAGAUGUUUCGCGGGUAAAGCAAUUCGGACGUGAUUACUGGGUCCGCUACAUCUACGAAGCCAUUAUCGAUAUCUCGAAUAUAGACGACAGCUUGGUGUCAGUCCACCGCCGCCGCAUCGCGGAACGUUUAGCCCAUGACCCCUUGGACCUCGAAGCCUUGGCGCACCACAUCUUUGACUGCGCCAUUGCUGUGCACGAGAUUGGAUGGAACAGGUCGCUUGUUUACCACAAGAAAGCCAAGCGGGGAAAGCUUGUUGAUGUGGGCGAGAAGUGUCUGGAGAGGAGACUCACUCGUAUUUGUACGGUGCUGCAGCAGAAGAAGGCGACAGUGGAUGAUGCGUUGAGAGGUGGUAUCACGCUGCGGCUGCUGUGCGAUAACCCUGAGGCGAGGGCGUUUACCAAGAACUCGAACAAUGCAGGGAAUAAUAAGAGGGGGCAAAAAUUGAGGAAGUUGAAGGAGAUGGGUGUUGUGAUUCCUGAUAAGCCUGAGGUGCCCCAGGUGCCUGAGGAGCUUGAGGAGCUUGAGGGUUCUGAAGGUUCUGAGGACUCGGAAGAUUCGGAGGAUUCUGAGGAUUCUGAGUAA